AUGAUGAAGUUGUUGAUCUUUCUCACUCUCAUCCUCGUCCCUCUCAUCACCACUGCGCAAGCCCGUGAGCCUGCCGGUCCCUGGAAGCGGAUCAGGACAGUAUCGUUGUCGUGGUGGGAAAAGAUGGGGACAUUUGCGGUUAAUGAACAUAACAAGAACACGAGGGCGAAUCUGGAGUUCGUGAGGAACCUCGAGGGAAAGGAGCAAUAUGACACAGGCGCAAGGGACGUUUUGAUACUCGAGGCUAAGGAUCGCUCUGGUAGGAUCGCGAAAUAUGAGGCCACCGUGUUUGAAACUAUGCCGGAUGGUCACUUUUUCUGGAAACUCGAGUCUUUCAGGUCAAUAUAA
This is a messenger RNA of Thlaspi arvense, 348 nucleotides long. The record is from the annotation of a GenBank genome assembly. NCBI's taxonomy places the organism in Eukaryota, Viridiplantae, Streptophyta, Magnoliopsida, Brassicales, Brassicaceae.